AUGUCAGCCGUUAUUCUUCACCCGACAGACUGGCUUGCCGAGCUCCGAAGCCACAUUGCGCCUUUGCAUGAGGUACCGAACUCGGACCACGAUCCCUUCUACAGCGGCUGGCCUAUGAACUAUUACGAAGGCUUGGCCCAGAUCCGCAAAGUCGUACUCGGUAAUGCCGUCGAGUCGUUCUGGUACGCUUUGAUCAACGUAGUGCUCACGCAUCUCUUCCCUUCUGAUUCCGGAUUUCUCGUAUUGCCUCAACCGGUACCCGCGAGGGAUCACCGCGAGGCUACCGACUCCAUGAUAUUCUGGAUUCGCAUGGUGGCCUCCUCCCCCAAGCGUGAAGGCCGCGGCUAUGUCAUUGUCGUCUGGGAGGCGAAACCUGAGUGGGCUUACGGCUCCUUCUCGGGGGAGAUGGAGGCGGACAAUCAGAUGCGCACCCGACUACUCGAUGUCUCCAGGACUUGGGACCAGGAGGCUCCGCUGAUCAUCGGCAUUUCCUCCUUUGGCCCGCGCUUCCACGUCUACACCAAGUUUCGAGGAAAACAUAUUCAGCCACCCCGUAGGUCCAAUGACGCCAUGUACGAGAGCGAGGACGUUUGGCCUGGCAGCCAUCAUCAGUUUAUCAUCCAUCGAGAGAGCGGACACAAAGCUUUGGAGCUGGUGAGGGACAUCUGUUUGGAGAUCCUCCAGCAUGAGAUGGGUCCAGUGGUGUUGGAGCAUGUCCACGCGCUCAUUCAAAGUUUGAAAGCUUCAGAGGGAGAUGAACGUGAGCGGACGUGA
Dacryopinax primogenitus is the source of this 774-nucleotide messenger RNA. RefSeq lists its product as uncharacterized. The transcript has a single exon. NCBI's taxonomy places the organism in Eukaryota, Fungi, Basidiomycota, Dacrymycetes, Dacrymycetales, Dacrymycetaceae. The record is from RefSeq and is a predicted model, not a curated record. The coding region runs from base 1 to 774 and encodes 257 amino acids.